Messenger RNA from Rana temporaria (common frog), 2668 nucleotides. RefSeq names its product rhophilin Rho GTPase binding protein 2 (gene RHPN2). Gene Ontology annotation, molecular function: protein binding. The transcript is spliced from 15 exons. Bases 199 to 2253 code for a protein of 684 amino acids. Lineage: Eukaryota; Metazoa; Chordata; Amphibia; Anura; Ranidae. Gene Ontology annotation, biological process: signal transduction; negative regulation of stress fiber assembly. The record is from RefSeq and is a predicted model, not a curated record.
GUGCUGAAGAUCUACUCAGAGCUCAGAUCUGGGACAGAGAGAGCGGAGAGAAGAUCGGGGACACCUGAGAGCCACAGCCAGGAUACAGGAGCCAUAAUAUAGGAGCCAGCACACACAUAGGGGCCCAUCAUACAGGAACCAGUACAGGGGCCCAUCAUACAGGGGCCAAGGAUACCAUACAAGUCACCUGCUGGAGCCAUGACUGACACUCUCAUCCCAGGGAACAUGAAGGGCAAGGGCUUGCCGGAUAAGAGCUACUUCCGAAAGGGCAAAUCCAUCGCGCAGACGGGCCGCAGCAAGCUGCAGAAUCAAAGGGCCGGCCUGAACAAUCAGAUCCUGAAAGCCAUGCGGAUGAGGGCCGGAGCUGAGAACCUCCUGAGGGCCUCCACCAACAACAAAGUCCGAGAGCAAGUCCUCCUGGAGCUCAGCUACGUCAACUCCAACCUGCAGGUGCUGAAGGAAGAGCUGGAGAGGCUGAACAUAUCGGUGGAGGUGUACCAACACACAGAGCAAACCUCCAGCAUUCCGCUCAUCCCUCUGGGCCUCAAAGAGACAAAAGACGUUGAUUUCACCACGCCGUUCAAGGACUUCAUCCUGGAGCACUACAGCGAAGAUGGCGCCGAUUAUGAAAGUGAACUGGCCGACCUGAUGGACCUCAGACAGGCAUGUCGGACGCCCAGCAGAGAUGAAUCUGGAAUAGAUAUGCUAAUAAGUUAUUUCCAACAGCUCGGCUUCCUUGAGAACCGGUUCUUCCCCGCCAGCAGGAACAUGGGGGUCCUCUUCACGUGGUACGACUCAUUCACUGGUGUUCCCGUCAGCCAGCCCAACAUUUAUCUCGAGAAGGCCAGCAUUCUCUUCAACAUCGGUGCGCUCUACACCCAGAUCGGUACACGCUGCAACAGGCAGACGAAGAGCGGCCUGGAGGAAGCGGUCACUAUGUUCCAGAAAGCUGCAGGAGCUCUUAGCUACCUGAAGGAAACCUUCACACACACCCCCAGCUAUGACAUGAGUCCAGCCAUGUUGGGUGCCCUCAUUAAAAUGCUGCUGGCAGAAGCUCACGAGUGUCACUUCGAGCAGACGAUCCUGUCCGGGGUCCAUAAUGAAUUCUGCACAUUGGCUAAGGUGGCGCAAGAGGCAGCAAAGGUCAGCGAGAUUCACACGCAAGUGUACAACGCCAUGAACCAGGCUCCCAUCAAGGAGAACGUGCCCUACUCCUGGUCCGUCAUGGUGCAAGUAAAAGCCGAACAUUACAAAGCACUGGCUCACUAUUUCGUGGCGAUUGUGCUCAUCGAACAUCAGUUGGGCCGACACGAUGAUGAAGACAGACAGGAGAAGGCCUUGUCCCAGCUCUAUGACCGCAUACCGGAGGGACUGACGGCCAUGAAUAUACUGAAAGACAAACAACAGAGGACAGAGCUAGGAAAGGCGCAUCUGUCCAAAGCGCUCGUGUGCCACGAAGAAGCCCGCCGACUCGCCAACCUGUGCAGCCAGCUGAAGCAGAUCGACGUCCUGCAGGACAUACUUUCCGCUUUCCACAAGAGGGCGCUGCUGAAAUUCACCCAGCACCAGAAGGAAGAUGACUUUAUGAGUUUACUGGUGGCCCAAGAAAUUCUCGGUAAGACGGACUACAAGGCUGAAAUCAUCACGCCUCCGAUCACCAGAGUAAAGGUCAUCGACCUCUUUCAGCGAUUGGGUCCUUUGUCUGUAUUUUCUGCAAAGCAAAGGUGGACGGCCCCAAGGAAAGUCUGCUUGACUCUUGAGGAUGGUGAUUUGGGCUUUGUUUUAAAGGGUGACUGUCCAGUCCAGAUAACGUCGCUGGAUCCCCUCUGUCCAGCCGCAGGUGUGGGUGUGAAGGAAGGCGAUUACAUUGUAGCAGUGGAAGACCGGGACUGCAAGUGGUGCUCCAUAAACGAGGUUAUGGACAUGCUAAGAGGAAUCGGGGAAGAAGGGAAGGAGAUCAAAGUGACCAGCAUUCAGGACCAGACGUCCAGCAUGCACAACAAAAGCGCCACCUACUCCGCCGGAAUGCAGAAGACGUACUCCUUGGUCUGCCUCAACAUGGACGACGACAAAAGCGCCAAGACGCAAAAGGCGACGAAGAAGCUCUCCUUCCUCAGCUGGGGCUUCAGGAACAACCGCCAGAAAGCGGCCAGCACCAUCUGCCUCCCGACCGCCAGCGGGGGAAAACCCGAUUCCAGCAAAUUGUUCCUUUCGCCGUACAACACCUUGGCGUCUGACAGCGCCAUGUACUGAUGGCGCCAGCGGAUGGAACUUCUUUUUCAUUGGAACGCCGAUUACUGUGACAAUCCCAGGAAGCCGAUGCAGCCGUGACAAUUCUCCUUUCUUCUACGUAGGAAUAAGCUGCUUCCUGUCUGCAUUGGGGAACGUGCCUCCGGACUUCACAAAGUGAAAAAAAAAAAGGGGAGGGGCCGCCUUAAAAAUAGUGAAUUAAAGGGGAGGAGUCUGUGUUUUGCUCAGCUCCCUCCCUUGGAGCUCUCUUGCCUUUUCCAGCAGUGAAAAAGGAGGCACAGAUGGACUGGAAAAAUAGAGGUUUAUUAGGAGGAUUGUGCCUACUAGGAGAUCUUUUAUAUGGUUAUUAUUUGUGUAACUUAGAGUGUUAUUUUAAAUCUGAAAUGGGGAAAAAAAAAAACAUAUUUUAUUCUUUUAA